Messenger RNA from Vigna angularis (adzuki bean), 2394 nucleotides. Its product is annotated as DNA glycosylase/AP lyase ROS1. The transcript has 19 exons. Gene Ontology annotation, molecular function: 4 iron, 4 sulfur cluster binding; DNA N-glycosylase activity; DNA demethylase activity. The record is from RefSeq and is a predicted model, not a curated record. Bases 1 to 2394 code for a protein of 797 amino acids. Lineage: Eukaryota; Viridiplantae; Streptophyta; Magnoliopsida; Fabales; Fabaceae. Gene Ontology annotation, biological process: base-excision repair.
AUGAAGAAUGUUGAAAACAAAGAUGCAUCCAAUUCUGAGACUUUUGCAAAGUCCAAACUCGUUAUGGAACAUGAUGUCAGAGAUGAAUUUGGUUUACCUUCUUUUUCAAAGAAGAGAAAGAAGAGGGAAGAUACUAAUGAUCAAUUGCCCAGCAAAGGUAAAAAGAAGGUGUUUCGACCUAAAUUGGUGUCUCAAAUACCUAAAAGAAGAAAAAAAUCUCAAGUCAAAAGUAAGACUCCAAAACCUUCAACCCCGGAACAAAGAGAAAAUAACAUAAGAAGGGGUGGUUCUUGCGAGAGGCAGUUGUUCAAUGAAGAUUCUUCAAAUGCUAGCAACGAAAUAGGCAUUCAACACAAUUCAGUGCAAAGUUAUCACAAAAUGUCAUCUUUAUCAGGUUUAUGUCUACUAAAAGAGAAACAAAUUGGAUCAGAAUUUCCAUUCUUGUUCAAGAAAAAGAGAGUCCUUAAAAGAAGAUUGCAUUUGCUAAAAUUCUUGACCCCUAUUGAAAAAAGGAGAUCAAAGUGGUUCAGUAGAAAGAGAAGACAAAAGGUAGAUUUCAGUGUAGAUGAUAGCAAUUUCAAGAAUAAGAUGCUGAUAAAUAGAAUCAAGAAAUUUUCUUCUUUGAUGAAAAAAGGUAAAAGUAAAAAGAUCAAUGAGCUUGAUAACUGCAAAGACUCUCGAAAAUUGGUUCUUUACAAAAAGUCAGCUUUAAAUGAUAGUUUACUUGAUGAGGAAACAUCAAGAGUGUGGAAGUUGCUGGAGCAGGAAAAAGGGCAUGAUGAGAAUGAUGAGAUGAAGAGAAAAUAUUGGGAAAACAUCAGAAAAAUAUAUCAAUGCAAGGUUGAAUCAUUCAUAGAUCACAUGCAUUUCAUUCAAGGAGACAGACGUUUUCUACCAUGGAAAGGUUCAGUUUUGGAUUCUGUGAUAGGAGUCUUCUUAACACAAAAUGUGGCUGACUAUUUAUCAAGCUCCGCGUUCAUGUCACUUGCUUCAAAGUUUUCUUUAGAGAAAAAAGAAAGUGAAGAUUAUAUGGAUUCUGUGGAUUGGGAAGCAGUGAGAGUUGCAAAAAAAAGAGAAGUUGCACAAACUAUAGCAGCUCGAGGUCAGCAUAAUAUCAUAGGAGAAAGAAUACAGGAUUUACUUAAGAGUUUGAUGGAAUCCAACGGAAGCCUAGACUUGGAAUGGUUAAGAUAUGCUCCACCAAAAGACGUAAAAGAAUAUCUGUUGGCCAUAGGAGGAUUGGGAUUAAAGAGUGUUGAGUGCGUUAGACUUUUAGCCCUCCAUCACACUGCUUUUCCGGUGGACAUAAAUGUUACAAGAAUUGUUGUCCGUUUAGGAUGGGUUCCCAUCCAACCAUUGCCAGAAUAUAUUCAAAUACAUAAUUUAGAGAUGUUUCCUGAUUCAGAUAAAAUUCAACAAUACCUUUGGCCACGGUUAUGCACACUUGAUCCGCCUCAAUUGUAUGAAUUGCAUUAUCAACUCAUAACUUUUGGAAAGGUCUUCUGCACAAAACAAAAGCCAAAUUGUAAUGCUUGUCCAUUGAAAAGUGAUUGUAAAUAUUUUGCAAGUGCUUUUUCGAGAGAAAAAUUAGCCUUGCCGGAAUCAAAGCUAGAUUACGAAGAUAAAACAGUAUCAAAAUUUGCUUUACCUGAACCAACAUGUCUGAUUUAUGAGCCAAAAAGAUGUGAACCUACCAUUGAGCAUCCACCAUCACCAGAACAUGUAGAUGAUUGUAAAGACAUUGAAGACAUUUCAAAAGAUUAUUAUAAUUCAGAAUCUAAGGAAGAUAUCAGUCUAUCCAAAGCUAUAAUUACAUCUUAUGCAGAUCAUAUUCCUAUGCAAAAAAUGAAGGAUGUUAGUCGUCUAAAAACAGAGCGUUUAGUUUAUGUUCUUCCAGAUAAUCAUCCUUUGUUGUCGGCGAUGCAGUGUGAACAAAGGCAAGCAGAUGAUCCUUGCCCUUAUCUCCUAAUAUUAUGGGAUAGAGGUGAAUUAGAAGAUUCAUGUGAAUCAAAUUUGGACGAGGAAGCAAAUACACUUACUAUUCCUGCAACUCUUUUGAUACCAUGUCGAAGUGCUAUGAGGAGUCGUUUUCCACUUAAUGGGACGUAUUUUCAAGUUAACGAAGUGUUUGUUGAUUAUGCUUCAAUGAUACAUCCUAUCAAUGUACCAAGAAAGUGGUUAUGGAACUUAGAUCAACGAAUAGUUUAUAUUGGGACGACUGUUUCAUCAAUCAUGCGAGGUUUGUCUCUGGGUCAAAUUCAAGAUUGUUUUUGGAAUGGUUUUGUUUGUGUGAGAGCAUUUGAUGUGAAGACCAGAGCACCUAGACCUAUAUCUGAGAUGUUACAUCGCAACACAACCGCUAAACUUAGAAAAGGUAAAGGAACAAAAAAAUAA